Daucus carota subsp. sativus is the source of this 1408-nucleotide messenger RNA. RefSeq lists its product as uncharacterized. Lineage: Eukaryota; Viridiplantae; Streptophyta; Magnoliopsida; Apiales; Apiaceae. Gene Ontology annotation, cellular component: nucleus; U2-type prespliceosome; catalytic step 2 spliceosome. Gene Ontology annotation, molecular function: nucleic acid binding; zinc ion binding. Gene Ontology annotation, biological process: spliceosomal complex assembly. The record is from RefSeq and is a predicted model, not a curated record. Bases 103 to 1113 code for a protein of 336 amino acids. The transcript has 6 exons.
AAGCAGGCCCAGCCCACCAGUCUCAGCAUAAUCUAAAUUCACUCUGCCGCUUCUCCACCCUCUCGUAAAAACCUAGCCUGUUUCUCCGAACAAUCAUCAGCAAUGGAUAGAGAAUGGGGUUCGAAGCCAGGGAGCGGAGGCGCAGCCUCGGCCCAGAACGAAGCCAUCGACCGGCGCGAGCGGCUCCGACGGCUGGCUCUGGAGACCAUAGAUCUGGCCAAAGAUCCCUAUUUUAUGCGCAAUCAUCUGGGUAGCUAUGAGUGCAAGCUUUGUUUAACGCUGCAUAAUAAUGAGGGUAAUUAUCUGGCCCAUACCCAAGGCAAGCGUCACCAGACCAAUUUGGCUAAACGAGCUGCUCGUGAAGCUAAGGAUGCUCCGGCCCAACCUCAGCCUCAUAAGCGCAAAGUCAAUCUCAAAAAAUCUGUCAAAAUUGGGAGGCCUGGAUAUCGUGUGACAAAGCAGUUUGAUCCAGAGACAAAGCAGCGGUCUCUUCUCUUUCAGAUUGAAUAUCCUGAGAUCGAAGAUAAUGUGAAGCCAAGGCAUCGUUUUAUGUCAUCCUAUGAGCAGAGGGUCCAACCUUUCGAUAAGAAAUAUCAGUUUCUUCUGUUUGCAGCUGAUCCAUAUGAUAUCAUCGCUUUUAAGGUUCCUAGCACUGAGAUUGACAAAUCGACUCCAAAGUUCUUCUCACAUUGGGAUCCAGACUCAAAAAUGUUCACGCUUCAGUUAUACUUUAAAAUAAAGCCACCAGAGGCAAACAAGCCACCACCUCCUCCAGCCAAUGGAACAUCAGCUCCUGGUGUCCCACCAAGGCCCUUGCCUCCUCCACCCCAAGCUCCACCACCGCCGCCGCCAAUGGGAAAUGCUCCUGGGGGUCCACCACCUGGUUCUAUGCCGCCUCCACCACCACCUCUGGCCGUAAAUGGACCAAGGCCUAUGCCACCAGGUGGAAAUCUACCUGCUCCACCGCCUCCCCCAGUUGGUAGUGGUUCAAUGUCAAAUUUUACCCCUGGUACUCAGAUGGGAAGACCUCCUGUGCCACCACCACCACAAGGUUUUCCAGGGCAGAUGCAGGGUCUGGGUGUUCGUCCACCCCCUCCCCCUCCGCAUAUGUGAUUAUUGGUAUCUUUGUACUCGUCUUGGAUCUCUUUCGGUUGCCAGUAAAUGUUUUGGGUUAUCUCUAAAAUUGUAGCCUUUCAUGAAUUGUUAGAUUAGUGAUGCUAUGAAAAAUAUCUUUGGCCAUUUACUUGUUUUCAGGCAGCCUAUUAUUUUUCACCAAGUACCCCUGAAGUUUGUACUUUGUACUAUGUAAAACAUACAAAUGGUUAAAUCCUAGUAGUAAGAUCUGAUUAAGUGACAAGAUGUUGACGUGAAAAGUAUGUGGCAAUAAUCAGAAACGUUUUCGUCGUUU